AAAGGCAGCCUAUGGGCUGUGCGGGGGAUGGGGAGAGAAGAGGGAUAGGGCCAGCAAGGCAGGCUUCGAACGAGUGUCUGGCAGCCGGGAGCCCAGCGAAGAGAGCGAGCAAGCUUAGGAAAGCGAGCGAACUAAAGGGAGUAGGGGAGACUGAGACUGACCGGUAGCCAGGCAGGCGGACGGACGCACGCCCGGACAGACUGAGCAGGCGCCGGAGAACCACUCACAGGUUCCCCCCGCCUUUCCCUUUGAAAGCUAGGAUUUUGCCUUUUCCGUGGCGCCCGAGAGAGAAUGCUGGACUCUGCCGACUUCAGCGCAAGCUAAGAUUUCUCAGCUAGGGACGAAAGAUAAGCCCAAUCCUGAGAAGGGGGAAACCAAGCACCCCUGUCCCCAUCCCCCUCCCCUCCCCCCGACUAAACUCGGGCGCCAAACCCAGCCCUUCCCUAACCAUCCUACUUCCUCCUCUCCUUUCUAGCAUGGUGGCUGUAUGGACAGUCUGACAGAACAGAGACUGACAUCUCCCAAUCUGCCGGCCCCCCACCUGGAACACUACAGUGUUCUGCAUUGCACCAUGACCCUGGAUGUGCAAACUGUAGUCGUUUUUGCCGUGAUUGUAGUCCUCCUGCUUGUCAAUGUCAUACUCAUGUUUUUCCUGGGAACGCGCUGAAUGGAGUCCAGCCACCUGAGCUGUCGCGAACUCUCGCUUUGAUUUCAUCCCGAGAGCCACCGAGAAAAAAAAAAAAAUCACAGACAGACAGGGAAAGAGAGAGAAAGAACAAGCUUUCUUACUCAGGGGGGAAAACGUUUUGAGCUUCAACAUGGCCUCGCUGUGAUAUGUAUGACGUUGCUGAUCACUGGAGAUUCCAUCGUUAGUGCUGAGGCAGUAUGGGAUCACGUCACCAUGGCCAACCGGGAGUUGGCAUUUAAAGCUGGCGACGUCAUCAAAGUCUUGGAUGCUUCCAACAAGGAUUGGUGGUGGGGCCAGAUCGACGAUGAGGAGGGAUGGUUUCCUGCCAGCUUUGUGAGGCUCUGGGUGAACCAGGAGGAUGAGGUGGAGGAGGGGCCCAGUGAUGUGCAGAAUGGACACCUGGACCCCAAUUCAGACUGCCUCUGUCUGGGGCGGCCACUACAGAACCGGGACCAGAUGCGGGCCAACGUCAUCAAUGAGAUAAUGAGCACUGAGCGUCACUACAUCAAGCACCUCAAGGAUAUUUGUGAGGGCUAUCUGAAGCAGUGCCGGAAGAGAAGGGACAUGUUCAGUGACGAGCAACUGAAGGUAAUUUUUGGGAACAUUGAAGAUAUCUACAGAUUUCAGAUGGGCUUUGUGAGAGACCUGGAGAAACAGUAUAACAAUGAUGACCCACACCUCAGUGAGAUAGGACCCUGCUUCCUAGAGCACCAAGAUGGAUUCUGGAUAUACUCUGAGUAUUGUAACAACCACCUGGAUGCUUGCAUGGAGCUCUCCAAACUGAUGAAAGACAGCCGCUACCAACACUUCUUUGAGGCCUGUCGCCUCUUGCAGCAGAUGAUUGACAUUGCUAUCGAUGGUUUCCUUUUGACUCCAGUGCAGAAGAUCUGCAAGUAUCCCUUACAGUUGGCUGAGCUCCUAAAGUAUACUGCCCAAGACCACAGUGACUACAGGUAUGUGGCAGCUGCUUUGGCUGUCAUGAGAAAUGUGACUCAGCAGAUCAACGAACGCAAGCGACGUUUAGAGAAUAUUGACAAGAUUGCUCAGUGGCAGGCUUCUGUCCUAGACUGGGAGGGCGAGGACAUCCUAGACAGGAGCUCGGAGCUGAUCUACACUGGGGAGAUGGCCUGGAUCUACCAGCCCUACGGCCGCAACCAGCAGCGGGUCUUCUUCCUGUUUGACCACCAGAUGGUCCUCUGCAAGAAGGACCUAAUCCGGAGAGACAUCCUGUACUACAAAGGCCGCAUUGACAUGGAUAAAUAUGAGGUAGUUGACAUUGAGGAUGGCAGAGAUGAUGACUUUAAUGUCAGCAUGAAGAAUGCCUUCAAGCUUCACAACAAGGAGACUGAGGAGAUACAUCUCUUCUUUGCCAAGAAGCUGGAGGAAAAAAUACGCUGGCUCAGGGCUUUCAGAGAAGAGAGGAAAAUGGUACAGGAAGAUGAAAAAAUCGGCUUUGAAAUUUCUGAAAACCAGAAGAGGCAGGCUGCAAUGACUGUGAGAAAAGUCCCUAAGCAAAAAGGUGUCAACUCUGCCCGCUCAGUUCCUCCUUCCUACCCACCACCGCAGGACCCGUUAAACCACGGCCAGUACCUGGUCCCCGAUGGCAUCGCUCAGUCGCAGGUCUUUGAGUUCACCGAACCCAAGCGCAGUCAGUCACCAUUCUGGCAAAACUUCAGCAGGUUAACCCCCUUCAAAAAAUGAUACCUACAGGGAGGCAGAUAAUUUUAAAAUAAAGUAAAUAAAAUUAUAUUUAUAGAUGG
Piliocolobus tephrosceles (Ugandan red Colobus) is the source of this 2448-nucleotide messenger RNA. RefSeq names its product Cdc42 guanine nucleotide exchange factor 9 (gene ARHGEF9). The transcript is spliced from 10 exons. NCBI's taxonomy places the organism in Eukaryota, Metazoa, Chordata, Mammalia, Primates, Cercopithecidae. Gene Ontology annotation, molecular function: guanyl-nucleotide exchange factor activity; protein binding. The coding region runs from base 839 to 2389 and encodes 516 amino acids. The record is from RefSeq and is a predicted model, not a curated record.